This is a messenger RNA of Myxocyprinus asiaticus (Chinese sucker), 4089 nucleotides long. Its product is annotated as Fc receptor-like protein 4. NCBI's taxonomy places the organism in Eukaryota, Metazoa, Chordata, Actinopteri, Cypriniformes, Catostomidae. Gene Ontology annotation, molecular function: transmembrane signaling receptor activity. The transcript has 10 exons. The record is from RefSeq and is a predicted model, not a curated record. Gene Ontology annotation, biological process: cell surface receptor signaling pathway. The coding region runs from base 22 to 2286 and encodes 754 amino acids.
GUCUGUCAUUAGUAGAUCAGUAUGGAGCUCAGUCCACUUCCUCUUGUGCUCUUGCUGAUUUCAAACAUCCAUUCUGGACACACUGAAGAAAUUCCCAAACCAACUCAGACUGUGAAGCCACAGAGUUCAGUGUUCACUGGAGACACAAUUACUCUGAACUGUGAGGUGGAUCAGUCAACAGAAUGGGAGUUUCUAUGGACAAAAGAUUCAGACUUUGAAUUAUUUGAAGCUUCAGGAACUAAAACAAUCAGUUCUGUGAAAGUCUCUGAUGGAGGACAGUAUAAGUGCAGAGCACGAAGAAGAGAAAACAUACAUGUUCUCACAGAUUACAGUGAACCAUUAACAGUGACAGUAGAGGAAAGACCAAAAGCCAAAGUGAUCGUACAGCCUCAUGAACGUGUGCUCGUUGGAGAGACAGUCACUCUCAGAUGUGACAUACAGGAGGGAGGAGACACGAGCUGGCAGUACAGCUGGUAUAAAGAUGAUUCAGUCAUUGAAUAUAAACUACAGGAAUACACAAUCAAUUCUGUUACUGAGUCUAACGCAGGUAAAUACAGAUGUAAUAGAAAAGAGAUUGGAGGAUCACGAUACUCACACAGCAGUGAUGAAGUUACACUAAGAGUAUUGGGAUUGAAGCCAAAACCUGAACUCAAAUCAAAUCCUGAAGGAGCUGCACUGACAGGAAACACAGUGACUCUGACCUGUCACAUGGAUCAGUCGACUGGAUGGCAGUUUUACUGGUACCAACACACACAGAAACAUCAGAAAAACACAACAGACAAAAACUCCUACACAGUGAACAUUGAUUCAGUGUCUGAUGGAGGUCAGUACUGGUGUAGAGCUGGAAGAGGAAAUCCAGUUUACUACACACACUACAGUGAUGCACUGUGGGUAAAUGUUACAGACCAACCUAAAACUAUUUUGACUGUAAAGCCUGAAAAUCAGCUGUUCAGUGGAGAAACUGUCACUCUCAGAUGUGACAUACAGGGUGGAGGAGACACUGAGUGGACAUACAGCUGGACUGUAGAGAAUACCAACUACAGGAAUAAAUACAUUGUCAGUGAAUACAAGAAGCAAGAGUAUAAAAUCAGCAGUGUUGAACACACACACAGUGGUAAAUACACCUGUAGAGGAAAGACAAGAGGCGGACAAAACUCAGAGAUCAGUGAUGCUGUUACACUGACUGUGUCAAAUAAAGCCCAAGCAGUGUUAAGUGUUUCUCCACAGAAGUGGCUGACAGAAGGAGACUCAGUGACUCUGAUCUGUGAGGUUUACGGCUCCUCUACAGGAUGGACUUUCAGCUGGUACAGAGAUGAUAAUGAGUUCAAUUAUAAACACCUGUCAGACAGCAGCAGAGGAGCUGGAGGAAACUACACUGUCAGUUCUGCUGCUGUAAAUCACACAGGAGUUUAUGCGUGCAGAGGAGAGAGAGGAGAACAAGUGUAUUACACAGAGGACAGCAACACACAGCCACUAUGGGUCACUGGUGUCUCUCCUUCAGUUUCUCUGAUCAUCAGUCCCAACAGAACUCAACAUUUCACAUCUGACUCUCUCACUCUGAGCUGUGAGGAUCAGAGUAACUCUACUGGAUGGACAGUGAGAAGAUACACAGACAUUGAAAACAUGGAAGAUUGUUCAUUAUUAUCAUUAUCAUCAUCAUCAUCAUCAUCAUACUGGGGAUCACAAACAGGAUCUACAUGUAGAAUCAGUUCCGUCUACACAUCACACACUGGAGUGUACUGGUGUUACUCUGAAUCUGGAGACAACAGUAAUGCUGUUAAUAUCACAGUACACAAUGGUGAUGUGAUUCUGGAGAGUCCUGUUCAUCCUGUGACUGAAGGAGAUUCUCUGACUCUACGCUGUUUAUAUCGAUAUAAAAACCCAUCAGUCCUCACAGCUGAUUUCUAUAAAGAUGGAUCCCUCCUCCAGAAGCAGACUACUGGAGAGAUGAUCAUCCCUACUGUCUCAAAGUCACAUGAAGGUUUCUACUACUGUAAACACACAGAGAGAGGAGAGUCACCCAAGAGCUGGAUCUCAGUCAGAGAAGUUCAGAUUUCUGUCCUUAACAUGUUGAGUUCUCUACUGGCAGCUUGUCCAUAUCUGCUAUUGACCGUCAUAAUGGUUUUUAAAUGCUGCAGAGUGAGAGGUAAAACAUCUGUCUCUUUCCCUCUGUGUAUCUUUUUCCCUACAAAUACAAAUACACAACACUAUAUUGUGGGGAGACUGGGGUUAGUUGUGUGGCCACCUAGUCUGGUAGAGCUGGGUACCUGCAUGAGCGGGACAUAGGGACAUGUAUUUAAAAGUAGGAAGUGUUUGUGGCUACUGACUUCCUGUUUGGGUCAUGACGCAAAUGCUAUCACAGUAGCAGCAGAGCGUGUGUGUGUGUGCGGUGUGCAUUAAGGUUUUGCCAUCUCAGGUAGGUUUUUUUAAUUUAUUUUUUUAUUUGAAUUUUCAGGUUUGUGAUUUACCUCAAAGACAUCUGCUGAAUAUCUAAUUGAUAUCAGAGAGGAAACAACUUAUAGACAUUGCAGAUGAGCAAACAACCUAAAAAAUAUCCAAAGAUUGUUUUUGUCUGUAUUUCAGAAGACCAAUGCCAGUAUGCAGUAAGAGAGGAAGAAUCUUCUAUCUGAAUCUGUUGUGACAAUAAGCUCUCUGAAUACGCUUAAGCCAGUCAAGCUGUGCAUUAAGCAGGAGCAUGUCAUCACACAAGUACUGCCCUUAUCUGGACCAAACCAUUUGUGCAUCCCUUUUGCCAUAGCACCAUGAGGACACCCCAUAGACACUUUAUUUUUCAAAUAUAAUAGCCUAAUUAUGUUCUGUUUUACUCAUUUACGGAGUUAUUUAAAAUAAAACCCCUGUCCGAGGUCUGAUGUCACUCCCACUUUGUUUAAAAAAGGUUUGUAAGGUUUUUCUUAAAUUACUGUUCUUACCAUAUUCUUUAAGAUUUCAGCAUUGAUAACAUAAGUAAAAGUAUUAAAUGUCUUUAUUAUGUUCUACUUUUGAAUGCUUCACUUGUUUGUAAUAUAAUGCAAAACCUAAAGAUUAGACAAAUUAGACACUCCCUAGAAGUGUCCAUCCAGCCAAAAUGACUCAAAGGGCACACCGCAGAAUGUUCAGUGAGGUAAAAAGGAACCCUAGAGUAACAGCUAAAGACUUGAAGGAAUCAUUGGAUAUGGUUAACAUCUCUGUUCACGAGUCUACUAUAUGGAAAAUAUUAAAUGAUGGGGCAGUGGUGGCUCAGCGGUUAAGGCUCUGGGUUACUGAUCAAAAGGUUGGGGGUUCAAGCCCCAGCACUGCCAAGAUACCACUGCUGGGCCCUUGAGCAAGGCCCUUGAUCCUAUCUGCUCCAGGGGUGCUGUAUCAUGGCUGACCCUGCACUCUGACCCCAGCUUAGCUGGGAUAUGUGAAAAAAAAAAUAAUUUCACUGUAUAUGUAUAAUGUGUGAUAAAUUAAAAAAAAAAAAAAAAACAGGUAUUGUGUCCAUGGCAGGAAGCCACUGCUUUCCAACAAAAAUAUUGCUGUGCACCUGAAGUUUGCCAAAGACCACCUUGACACUCCACAAUGCUACUGGUUGUGUUUUGAAAUGUUUUUUAAAAUAUUUUGUGGACUGAUAAAAUUAAGGUUGAAUUGUUUGGGAAGAACAUGCAGCACUAUGUAAGGGUACCAAAAACCAACAUGAAAACAUCAUCCCAACGGUGAAGUACGGUGGAGGGAGCAUCAUGAUUUCAGGGCCUGGACUGCUUGCCAUCAUCCAGGGAAAAAUGAAUUCCCAAGUUUAUCAAGAUAUACUACAGGAUAAUGUCAGACUUGCUGUGUGUCAGCUGAAGCUCAGUAGAAGUUGGGUGAUGCAGCUGGACAAUGACCCUAAACAUCGAAGUAGAUAUAAAAUAAAGUUAAAAUAAAAAACAAUAUACUUGUGACUUUGAUGAAGAUGAGAAAUGAAAGAUUUCAAAGGAUUUGCAUACUUUUCUUGCCCCUGUAUAUCUCCUGACUUGUAUUCCUGCAAUUCUCUGAAAAUUUUCAUAUUUUACAACUGUUCAUAUAUCUCAUUUUAAAUAAAGAGCUGGUGCCUUAUUAGGCUUUUAAAAA